This is a messenger RNA of Symbiodinium natans, 290 nucleotides long. The record is from the annotation of a GenBank genome assembly. NCBI's taxonomy places the organism in Eukaryota, Dinophyceae, Suessiales, Symbiodiniaceae.
GCAUCUCCAAGCCCAAGAUCGAGGGUCCGGGAGCUCCGGACUAUGACAUCGUCAUGAAAGACUACGAGUUUUCUCAUGGCGUCAAUCUCGGGAAGAGCCUGCUUGUGCACUCGAUGAUCCUCAAUCUGUCCAUGCGUUUCAAGCAGUUCAAGGAGAAAGUGCCGCUGAUGGGGCCUCCAACUGUGAAAGAGAUGUUCGGCACGGAGGGCAUCAUCAGAAAGCUGCAGCGAUUGCUGGUGAAAGGAGCCAUGGCGUAUGGAGCCUACAAAGCAACCGGCUUCGUUGCCGAG